Molecule: messenger RNA, 822 nt
Organism: Dermochelys coriacea (leatherback sea turtle)
Lineage: Eukaryota; Metazoa; Chordata; Testudines; Dermochelyidae
Product: vegetative cell wall protein gp1-like
Exons: 1
Source: RefSeq, a predicted model, not a curated record
CCUGCCAGCCCUGCCCCCCCAGCCCUGCCAGUGCCCCCACUCCCGACCCCAGCCCCUGCCAGCCCUGCCACCACAGCCCUGCCACUGCCCCCCACUCCCGACCCCCAGCCCCUGCCAGCCCUGCCCCCCCCAGCCCUGCCAGUGCCCCCACUCCCGACCCCCAGCCCCUGCCAGCCCUGCCCCCCCAGCCCUGCCACUGCCCCCCACUCCCGACCCCCAGCCCCUGCCAGCCCUGCCCCCCCAGCCCUGCCAGUGCCCCCACUCCCGACCCCCCGCCCCUGCCAGCCCUGCCCCCCCAGCCCUGCCACUGCCCCCCACUCCCGACCCCCAGCCCCUGCCAGCCCUGCCCCCCCAGCCCUGCCAGUGCCCCCACUCCCGACCCCCAGCCCCUGCCAGCCCUGCCCCCCCAGCCCUGCCACUGCCCCCCACUCCCGACCCCCAGCCCCUGCCAGCCCUGCCCCCCCAGCCCUGCCACUGCCCCCCACUCCCGACCCCCAGCCCCUGCCAGCCCUGCCCCCCCAGCCCUGCCAGUGCCCCCACUCCCGACCCCCAGCCCCUGCCAGCCCUGCCCCCCCAGCCCUGCCAGUGCCCCCCACUCCCGACCCCCAGCCCCUGCCAGCCCUGCCCCCCCCAGCCCUGCCAGUGCCCCCACUCCCGACCCCCAGCCCCUGCCAGCCCUGCCCCCCCAGCCCUGCCACUGCCCCCCACUCCCGACCCCCAGCCCCUGCCAGCCCUGCCCCCCAGCCCUGCCAGUGCCCCCACUCCCGACCCCCAGCCCCUGCCAGCCCUGCCCCCCCAGCCCUGCCACUGCCCCCCACUCCC